AUGUACUCAUUUCUCACAAAGAUUUUAAAUGUAAUCGCUUACAUUUGUUUCUUGGAUACUAACCUUUAUAUCGGUCUUGGUCCUCAAAAUAAUAAAUCCCCGUAUUCUAAUACACAUUCUACCUAUAUUACCCCAGCCUCUUUCACUUUUGGCAUUUGGGGCCUUAUUCAUCUUUUAUUAGGAGGUUUUGUCAUCUACCAAUUCUUCACCCCUACCGAGGAAAUCGUUGUUGAAGGUAUUAAUUGGCAUUUCAUAUCCAUCUCAUUCUGGAAUACUGCAUGGCUCGUUCUUUGGAUCUAUGACUUCCUUAUUCUUUCAUGCAUUGCCAUCCUUCUUGCCGUUUGCCAAUUUAGUUACGUUUACUGGAUUCUCAAACUUAAAUAUCCACCUCAAAAACUUGACGAACAACUUUGGAUUCACAUACCAUUUUAUCUUUAUCAUGCUUGGAUUAAUGUUAUCUUUCUCUUAAGUGCUUUUGCAGCUUUCUCACCUGAAAAAUUGACAGAUCAAGAACCAAGCCUUUUUACUAAAGUUUUGGUCUUUUUAGGAUUAUUUGUCCUUGGAGUGAUUGCCAUUAGUUAUGUUGAACAAUUUGAUUCUUUCGGUCCUAUAAUUAUUGCUUGGUCAUUGUACGGUAUUGCUGCAGGUCAAGAAGAUGAAUUUAUUCAUUGGUCUGCUAUUGUCAUUGGCACCAUUUCAGCACUGUACAUCUUUAAACCUCUCAUCAUUAAUUACAUCAUACGUCGACCAGAUAAUAUUGAUGCCGCUCCUCUGAUUCCAUAG
Molecule: messenger RNA, 783 nt
Organism: Cetraspora pellucida
Lineage: Eukaryota; Fungi; Glomeromycota; Glomeromycetes; Diversisporales; Gigasporaceae
Source: the annotation of a GenBank genome assembly